AUGGAGGAUCGUGCAGCGAAAGCGGCACGCGCACGAAAGCAGGAGACACAGCGGAAAAAAAUUGAGCAGGCCGACACACAGACCAUCUCGCACUUGGACGCACACGCUGGGCCGCCAACAGCCCACAAACCGACUGGCGGCUCGGACGAUGUAUCGAGCUUGUUUGACGCGCCUCAAGAAGGUCUACCAAAGCUGUUUGCACCGCGAGCACGUGUCGCUGAGCCACCGAUGUGGGCGUCGCUCGAAGCAGAGGAAGGUGCGCGUGCGGUAGGACAGGGCGACUUUCAUACUUCGAUGUGGCUGCACGGCGCCAAUGCGCCGGGAGCUGUAGAUGUUUUUGAGGAUCCAUUCCCCGUACGUGCGGAUGAUAAUAGCGCAUAUGCGCAGCUUGGAGCUGCAGAACAAGGAUCCUAUGACCCAUUUGCGUCGGAUACCUAUGACGCGCACGGUACGAACGCCCCGGACGAGGAAUAUGCAGACCACUUGUUCGGCAGCGCAGGUGCACAGCAGAAGCCACUAUUUAAUACGGAGCAGCCCUUGCAUGAGCACACUGCCGAUUUGUCGCUGCAUGCGAUGGAAUUCGAACAGAGUCGCGAAGGCGAUCGAUCCCAGGAUACCACCAUUGUCACGCCGCUGGACGAGGUGGGAGAAGUGUAUACAAGCAAUCCUGAGGACGCCGCUGCAUAUGAUGCACACUCUGAGCAAGAACAAGAGUCCGAGACGGUGCCGGACGAUUUGUUUGGCGAGGAUGCGUCUGCAAACACAGAUGCACAACAGGACGUAUUUGGAGCGCCGCACACCGAUGCCGCAAAUGUAUAUUCACCAGCACCGGAAAGUGCAGGUCCUGAGUCAGAGGCAGUUCCUGAUGACUUGUUCGGACCGAAUGACUAUGCCUUCUUUGGCGAGUCGCGCGAUGCAAAGGAUGCAUACGCCGCCGAAGCACCUUGCGCGCCGGAUGCACCCGCAGACACUCUUUUUUACAGCGGGCUCCCGGCACAAGCCCCGGACGCGGAGCCGGCCGACGCUGCAGCAUACACUGCGGAUGGUCUGUUUGGGCCAACAGCAGCAGCAAAACGCGACGAUGACAUGCUAGAACCGGCGUCCGCAGCACCGGCCCAGCUUAGCAGGGAAACACAACCAAUGUUCUUUUCGAACCAGGUCAUUUUAGAUUCACCCGCACAAGACGAGUGCUUUUCGCUCGGUGCCGACGACUACGCGCCAGAGCAAUGGCAAGAAACAACCCAACGACUUGCGCUGCUUGAAAAGGAACGCGAACAACUCCUUUCGAAUGCGAACGAUGCCACCGUUCGAGCGCGCGAGCUGCAAAACACAGUCGACCAACUGCAGCGCGCCUUGUCACACACAACGUCUGGCCAGCAUAGAUUACAGCAGGAGCUUGCCGAUGCGCAAACAGAAAUGCGCGCGCAAGCCGAAGCGCAGCGCUUGGAGAGGGAUUCGAUGCGCGCCGAACUCGCUACUCUUCGUGAGUUACGUGCGCGCUUGGAGCAGCAGCUCGCCACAGAGACGGCCAAGACACAAGCGCGUAUACUCGAGCUCGAGAGUGAACUGUCGCAAAAGUCAGACGCGCUUGUUGGCCGGCGCACGAUUUCGAAUCCUGUGCAGCCGGCGCUGGGAAGAGCACAUAGGAGGAGUGCCACGUCUGCGUUUGUCUCCGCGCCGCGUCUUUCUACACUUGCUGAGCGGGAGUCGCUUCCUGUGUCUCCGCGGCCACGUCUCCCUGCGCAAGAGCCACGCAAACCUUCUCACUUACGCGAAGACAUUUCUCCCGCCCAGCGCCACCAACGUCGUCAAAGCCUGCAGAUGCUCAGAGCACGGAUGGACGACGCAGAGGCAUCCCAAGCAGCAGCAACACAGGCCCAACUGCCCACUAGCACGCUCUCCAUUGUUCAGGGCGGCGAUGCAGCAGUGCCGGCAAUGCAAGACGCGAACUCGACGCCAGCGCCUAAGCGGAAUCAGCCGAACCAGUUCUCCAACGAUGCGCUGCUUUUCUGCUCGUCGUGCCAAGGUGACUUAAUAAUAGUAUAG
Messenger RNA from Malassezia vespertilionis, 2046 nucleotides. RefSeq lists its product as uncharacterized. The record is from RefSeq and is a predicted model, not a curated record. The transcript has 2 exons. The coding region runs from base 1 to 2046 and encodes 681 amino acids. NCBI's taxonomy places the organism in Eukaryota, Fungi, Basidiomycota, Malasseziomycetes, Malasseziales, Malasseziaceae.